Lecanosticta acicola is the source of this 2792-nucleotide messenger RNA. Lineage: Eukaryota; Fungi; Ascomycota; Dothideomycetes; Mycosphaerellales; Mycosphaerellaceae. The record is from the annotation of a GenBank genome assembly.
AUGAGGUCCGCCCUCUGGUCUGUCGCCUGCUUAGCCGGCAGCGUCUUGGCUGCUCCUCAAUGGGGAUCUAAUGAACCGAACGCGCAAGGAUAUGAGGGAAAGGGCUUUGGUCAUGAGCAGCCGGGCCACUAUGGAGCAGAGCGGCCCUGCACUACCUGCACUGACGAGGAGGCCAAAGCGAAUGUUGCGCCAUCCAGCUACGCUCACCCCGAACAGGCGGCAACAUCCUCCGCCCCUCCUACUCACUUCACUCACAGCCUUCCUGGCAGCUCGCCCUCAUACAGCGCCGCGGCCGCCCCCGCCGAGUACCCAGAGACCAAGGUCAUACAGAUUACUACUAUUGACCCCCCUGUCUCCUCAGUAACGCCCAUCAAGCCCGUCGCUUCACCAACUGGCUAUGCUCUAUCCGAGUCCAAGUGCGCCGCCUACGAUACGACCACUACCGAGAUCACAGCAGUCUACGCUACUCCCUACCCCGGAACCUCCACCGACGCUCACGGUACGGCCCACACUUACGAGAGGACGUCGACCGUCACGUCUGUAAAGACCCUUACUAUUGUCGUGUCCCAGCCAAGUGGCGUGGCCGGUUACGAUUCAGGCAAUGUUGGGUCCAGCAGUGAAGGUUCGGGCUCCCAAAAUGGCGGAUCAAAGAGUGGCAGCGCUGGCAAGGGAGCCUCAGACUCUCAGAGUGGUGGCUCUAGUAACGAAAAUGGUGGCAACGAUGGAUCGAGCUAUGGUGACUCUGGCGCUCUUUCCAUUAGUAACACCGAAAGCCUUCUGGUAGAGCCUUCCCAGAUCUGGACUACCAUACCUUGGGGCACGACCCUGUUGAGCUACACUAUCCCCGCGACCACAUCCACGUCUAGCGUCAAGACCUCUGCCACCUCCACUCGAUCUGUCACUGCUCCCGCUACCUACACCGGCUCUCCCACUAGCACUUGCUCGAAACCCACGGCGACCCCGAUGGUGAACGGCACGUUUGAGCACUGCGUUCCUUGCGAGGGCCAACCCGGCAGCGACCCAGAUAACUUCUGUGGAUACACCAUCCACGACAACUGGUACGAGGUUACUCCCAAGACUUGCCGCGUUAGGGAAUAUCACUUCGAGAUGACCAACAUCACCAUUGCUCCCGACGGUGUUCCUCGCAUGGGUCUCGUCAUCAACGGACAACUGCCUGGACCGAAGAUCGAGGCCAGCUGGGGAGACACCAUCAUCGUCCAUGUGAAGAACAGCAUGCCGAACAACGGCUCGACUCUCCACUUUCACGGCGUGAGACAGCAUUACACCAAUGAGAUGGACGGUGUCCCAUCGAUCACUCAGUGCCCUAUUGCUCCCGGCGACAGCUUGACCUACACUUUCACCGCCUCGAACUACGGAUCAUCCUGGUACCACAGCCAUUUUGCGAUCCAGACUUACGAGGGUAUCUUCGGACCGAUGACCAUCCAUGGACCUGCCGCCGAGGAGUACGACUUCGAGGAGACUGUCGUUGUCCAGGACUGGUCGCACGCAACCGUGGAUUCGAUGUACCAAGCUGCAGAGACUGUCGACGAUGGUCCGCCUGACCCCGACCCCAAUCACGGUCCUCGUACUCUCGAUACUGGCCUCAUCAACGGCAUGAACAUCUGGGGCAGCGAUGAGGGCUACAACAGCAACGGCGCUACGGGCCAACGCUGGGAGAUGAACGUCGUCUCUGGCAAGACCUACCGUCUCCGACUUGUCAACGCCGCCAUCCAGUCGACCUUCAAGUUCUACAUUGAUGGCCACAAGUUUAAGGUUAUCGCCAACGACUUCGUUCCUAUUGUGCCAUACGAGACGAACAUUGUCAACAUCAACAUUGGCCAGCGCUACGACCUCAUCUUCAAGGCUGAUCAGCCAAUCGGUAACUACUGGAUGCGCGCUGACAACCAGAAUGUGUGUGCUGUCAUCACUGAGGCCUACAAUAUUAAGGGUAUCGUGCGAUACGUCGGAGCGCUUCCACGUGCUGUGCCGACCUCCACUGCUUACAAUUACACUGUAGAGUGCGUUGACGAGCCGCUCGCUAGCUUGGUGCCAAUCUUUCCGCUUAACGCCGGCCCUGCAGCUGAUCAGACUAUCGAGAAGACCGUCGUUGUCGGUGUCACUGACGGCACUCCACACUUGUAUAAGUGGACCCUUUCCGGCACGACCUUCCAGUCGCAGUGGGGUGACCCGACUCUUUCUUCCAUCGUCAACAACGGAACCGUUCCCGACUAUUCUGGUAGCCUAGUCAUUGAAGUGCCCAAACUGAAGGAAUGGGUCUACGUAUGACAUGCCUAUCCCCAUUUGCUACGGACGUCUCACUGACAUGCUCUUCUCUUUCACAGGUCAUCAUCGACUCCCCAAUUCCUCUUCCCCACCCAAUCCAUCUUCACGGCCACGACUUCUUGAUCCUGGCUCAAGGCUACGGCAUGUACAGCAGCGAUGUUGUGCUGAAUACUGUCAACCCACCUCGACGAGACGUGGCUCUCAUGCCUGCGGACCCAGUUGCACGCACUGGUGGUUAUCUUGUCCUUGCAUACGAGUCAGACAAUCCUGGAGUGUGGCUCCUGCAUUGCCACAUCGGCUGGCACGUUGCCAUGGGCUUCGCUCUUCAGAUCGUCGAGAACCUUGAUGGCAUCCAGAAGACCGUGAAGGACUCAUGCCAGGCCGAAGACACAUGGUACGUAUGACCGCCACAUCAAGACAUCCGAAUGGUUGCUAACAACUGCUACAGCAAGGACUGGCACACCUACGCUCGCGACUUCAACAUUCACGAUCUAGACUCUGGUGUCUGA